Messenger RNA from Gastrolobium bilobum, 1994 nucleotides. RefSeq names its product protein ALP1-like. Lineage: Eukaryota; Viridiplantae; Streptophyta; Magnoliopsida; Fabales; Fabaceae. The record is from RefSeq and is a predicted model, not a curated record. The transcript has a single exon. Bases 135 to 1769 code for a protein of 544 amino acids.
ACAGAGUGAAUGUGAAUUUUGUCUUGUCCUUGCGAGUUGUGAGUUUUUGUGAGUUUCUCUUUUGUUUCUGACUUUGUCUUCCCCAAAACCAUAACUAUUGCUACCAAACAGCUUUGUGCCUUUCGAUUUUCUUUAUGAAACUCCCAACAUUUGCAGACCCAGAAUCAUUGUCUUACCUAUACACCUUGCUCCAGAGUUCAUUCGACCAAAUGAAUGACCCCAACAACAACAAUAAUAACAACUCUGCCACUACCAGAAAGCGAAGAAGAAAAAACAACGAAGAUGAUGAUGGGUCAAGCAGCAACAACAACAACAACAACAACAACCAAGAAGAAGAAGAAGAAGAAGGAACAAACAAGAAGAACAGGAACAACAAGAAGAAGAAGGAAGAAUUGAAGGGUAUCAUCACUUCUUUGUUGAUUCUCGAUGAACAAGAGAAUCAUGACAAUGAACAACACAACAAGGUCUCGGAGGAGGAGAAGCUCUCUUUGGACACCAAUCACAAGAAGAAGACCAAAGCUAUGUUGCAAUAUUACUCCAACCUCGAUGGUUAUUACAAUCAGGUUGUAGAAUCUGAAAGAGUUAAGAGGAAGAAAUCUCGGAACAUGGCUAGUGCUGUGGCUGUUGCUGCAGCAGCUUGUGAAGGGUUGGAAGAAGGAGAGAGUGAAGGGGUUAAAUCUGGUGGUGGUGGUGGUGGUGGUGGUCCACAGAGGAGGCUUUGGGUGAAGGAUCGUUCAGGAGCAUGGUGGGAUGAGUGUAACAGGGAUGAUUUUCCUGAAGAAGAGUUUAGGAAAGCGUUUAGAAUGGGAAGGUCAACGUUUAAUUUGAUAUGUGAAGAGCUGAAUUCAGCGAUUGUGAAAGAGGACACAACUCUCAGGAAUGCUAUCCCAGUUAGGCAAAGAGUUGCGGUUUGUUUAUGGAGGUUAGCAACUGGUGACCCUCUUAGGAUUGUUUCGAAGAGGUUUGGUUUAGGUAUAUCAACUUGUCACAAACUGGUUCUUGAGGUUUGCAUGGCUAUUAAGACUGUGUUGAUGCCUAAGUAUUUGCAGUGGCCUGAUGAGGGUACCUUGAGGAAGGUCAAGGGUGAGUUUGAGUCCAUUUCAGGGAUUCCUAAUGUUGUUGGGUCUAUGUAUACCUCACAUGUUCCCAUUAUAGCUCCUAAGAUUAGUGUGGCAUCUUAUUUUAACAAGAGGCACACAGAGAGGAACCAGAAGACUUCUUAUUCAAUUACUGUUCAGGGUGUUGUUGACCCUAAUGGGGUGUUCACUGAUGUGUGCAUUGGUUGGCCUGGCUCAAUGCCUGAUGAUCAGGUGUUGGAGAAAUCUGCACUUUUUCAAAGGGCUAAUGGGGGGCUUCUGAAAGGUGUGUGGAUUGUUGGAAGCUCAGGGUACCCUUUGAUGGAUUGGGUUUUGGUGCCUUAUACUCAGCGGAAUCUUACUUGGACGCAGCAUGCCUUCAAUGAGAAGAUUGGAGAGAUUCAAAAGGUUGCAAAGGAUGCAUUUGCUAGAUUGAAAGGGAGGUGGUCUUGCUUGCAGAAGCGGACAGAGGUGAAGCUGCAAGAUUUGCCUGUUGUCCUUGGGGCUUGCUGUGUGCUGCAUAACAUAUGUGAGUUGAAGGGUGAAAAAAUGGAUCUUGAGCUGAAUAUUGAUCUCGUCGAUGAUGAGAUGCUGCCUGAUGUUGCUUUGAGAUCAGUGAACUCCAUGAAGGCUAGGGAUGCAAUUGCUCAUAAUCUUUUACACCAUGGUCUAGCAGGCACUUCUUUUCUUUAAUUGAAAGCUUGUAUUUGAUUACUAUUUUGCUACUUUGAGUUCAUAAUUCUUUUGCUUGUUUACAUGAUAUUGUAGUCGUUCAUCAUUAUUUGUUGAAGGGGCUUUGUAAAAGAUGUAUAUGCCCCUGCAAACAAAUAUAUGAUUAUAGUCUUCAUAGGGUUAGAUCCAAACUUGUAACCCAAUUCCAUACUUUUAAUUGCCAAAUGAAAAAUUAAUUAAUAAAAU